This is a messenger RNA of Misgurnus anguillicaudatus (oriental weatherfish), 2375 nucleotides long. The record is from RefSeq and is a predicted model, not a curated record. NCBI's taxonomy places the organism in Eukaryota, Metazoa, Chordata, Actinopteri, Cypriniformes, Cobitidae.
AGCACUGACAACUCUCUCUCUUACGGACUUUACAGUCAGUAAUUCUUACACUUUCACGUCUAUUUAAAUUGACUAGUGUACAACACUGUCGUGAAAUAGAGUGAAUUAGACAAUUACAUCAUGUCUAAAUGCAAAGAUGUGCUGAAGACCGGCAGCGGUGCACCUGAUGCUCGGCGGAGGCUAAGCAUCUGUGCAGCUGGUCGAGUAAGCUUUGCGGUUCCGGAAGAUGAGUGCAGCCCAGCAGCUGUUAGACAGAAUACAAUCUUGUCUGCAUCAGCUCGUGGGCCCGUGACCGGCAGAGGUGCACAUGAUGGUCAACGGAGGUUGACCAUCUCUACACCUGCAGCGGGUCACGUGAGGUGCACCCUUCCUGGGACUAUUGACGAGGAGUGGAGCCCUAAAGUUGAUAGACAGAGUAACAUCUUGUCUAUGUCAACUCAUGGGGGCGUGACUGGCAGCGGUGCACGUGAUGUUCGGCGGAAGUCAAACGUCUCUACACCUGCAGCGCGUCACGUAAGGUUUGCCCUUCCUGGGGCUGUUGAGGAGGAUGAGGAGUGGUGCCCAGCAGCUAUUAGACAGAAUACAAUUCUGUCUGAGUCAGCUCGUGGGCUAGUGACCAGCGGCGGUGCACGUGAUGUUCAGCGGAGGUUGAACAUCUAUACACCUGCAGCUGGUCAGGAGAACAUCGCCCCUCCAGGGGCCGAUGAGAAGAGAGUAGCAGGAAAGCAAAAAACACAACAGAAUAAAAAGGGCAUCUGUGCUUACAUCUGUAGAAAAUGGCGGGAUGUUAAGCGUUUUUUCUGUAUCUGCGAAAAUGAGGAUGAACUGGAGCCAACUGAUCUAGCGGAUCCUCAGCAAGGUCCAUCUGACCUGCCAUCAAGUGCCCGUAAAGAUGACUGGCAGAAUCCCUCAGGACUCAAGCCAGUGGGCUGUCACAAACCAGGCUGUUGCCCACCUGGUUUAAAUACCUUGAAGAAAACCAAACUUCAAGAAGAGCCUGAUCAUAACCAAGGUCUAUUCGACCCGGCGGAGCUUCGUGCUCAACCUGAUCAGCCUUUUUGUAAGCCAGGCCCUUUCGGCCUGCACGGAGCCCGUGAGCAAGAUAGUCCCUUCGGACUUGAGCGAGCGCGCCAUGAAGAACCAGACUAUUGCCAGUCUGGUUCAUUUACCUUGAAGAAAACAGAAAUCCAAGACGAGACUAAACACGGUCCAUUCGACCCGGAGCUACGUGGUCAGACUGAUAGUCAGCCAGGUCCUUCUGCCCUGCAGUCAUGGACCCUUGAAAAUUAUUGGGAUUUUAGUCCCAUAAGAACUAAUCCAGCAGGCUGUCACAAACCAGGCUGUUGCCCACCUGGUUCAUCAAAAUCAAAGCAAUCCGCAGCUGAUCCUGAACCUGGUUCAUCCAACCAGGAGCCAAGUGCUCACAGUGAUCAAGCUGACCCUCAGCCAGGUCCAUCCAGCCUGCAGUCAAGUGGUCAUAAAGAUGAACAGCCUGCUAGGUCAUUUAAAAUGCUUUAUGAAGUAAAGCAGCAGAUAGGACAAGGUGGCUUUGGUGCAGUUUAUGAGGCGACUCGAAAAUCCGAUGGCAGAAAGGUCGCCAUCAAAUUUAUUGAGAAAUCGUGGCUCUUUGACGAUUUCAUUGAAAUGCCUGGAUAUGCCAAGGCUCUUCAUGCAGAAGUGGCUUUUAAUCUAAUGCUGCUCAAACCGGAGAAAAGCCCCUACAUUGUGGAAAUGUUGGACUGGUUUGAAGAGGAACAUCAGUACAUCCUAGUUUUGGAAUUUCCAUAUCCCUGCAUGGAUCUCCUUGAAUUUAUCAAGAGAAAUGGAGGUCGUCUGUCAGAAGUCCAGGCACGACAUUUAAUGCGCCAAGCAGUGCUCGCCUCUAUACACUGCAUUGACAGUGGUGUCUAUCACAGAGAUUUCAAGAUCACCAACAUCCUGGUCAAAACCGACUCGAUGGAUCUGAAAUUAAUAGACUUUGGAAUCUGCGAACUUGUGGAAAGUUUUGGGACAAGUUAUCACAGUGGGCGACGCUUCGUUGUUGGUGAGAUGGUCUCUGAGUUGGGUUUUUUACUGCACACAAUGUUGCAUGGACCAAGUCUGCUUGGAGGCGGAAACACUCUUAGCACUGUUGUGAUAUCCAAAGAGUGUGGAGACUUGAUAGAUUGGUGCCAGAACCAUGAUCGAGACAGACGACCAACAUUCGAAGAACUCUUAAAACAUAAAUGGUUUAAAAGUUAUGAAGCAGAUCCACAAAUUGACUCCAGCGAUUGAGAACAGAGACAGAAGUCAUUCAUCAAAGUGUAGAAGUCAAAGAAGCAAACGAAAAUACAGAGAAAAAUACAACAGAAUUAAUAAAUUUAUUUAUUAUCAAA